This is a messenger RNA of Meleagris gallopavo (turkey), 2456 nucleotides long. RefSeq names its product deoxyribonuclease-1-like 2. Gene Ontology annotation, molecular function: deoxyribonuclease I activity; DNA binding. NCBI's taxonomy places the organism in Eukaryota, Metazoa, Chordata, Aves, Galliformes, Phasianidae. Gene Ontology annotation, cellular component: nucleus. Gene Ontology annotation, biological process: DNA catabolic process. The record is from RefSeq and is a predicted model, not a curated record.
GACCCUGCAUGCCCCAGCAGCCCCGCUGCAAGGGAGGGCCGUGCCUUGGGGCAUCAGUCCCAGAGGAGAAAGAGGAAACACUUCUCCCAAAGGAACUGGGCCACACACUGCCUGCAGGGAUGGUGCAAAGGCUGAGCUUAGCAAUCCUGCAGGAACGCAAAGAUGUAUGUGAGGACACCGGACUCACCCCGUGACUGAUGGUGAGGAUGCCAUGCCAGUGGUGUGUGCAACAGCCUGACGAGUCCCGGCAUGAAGAAAGGUCACCUCCCUAGCUGCCAGCUCUGUCCCCUGACCCUCUGGGAUGCGGUGUGUGCACGGGGACCCUGGGACAUGGUCCCAGCCGUGUUGCAGCCUCAUCAGUGGGACUGGGUCGGCACCGCACCCUGGACUGCACUGAGUCAAGAGUAGGGCUGCUCUGUGCAACCAAUGGAACUGCUUUGGGUGCCCAAUGGAGCUGCUUGAGGCCACCCUCAGGAUUGCUUUGGGUGACCAGUGGGGUGAUUCCGGCUGACCAUUGCAGCUGCUCCAGGCAUUUGUGGCUCACCCCUUGCACAGAGGCUCGUCGUGCCACUGAAGAUCCAACCGGCUUGACCCGAAUGCCCUGCCAUUUCCUUCUGUUCCUUCUAAUUACACAUCUGAAUCACUUGCAUUAAGGCCACCCCCUCCAGCCACCUGCCCCCCGCAUGGCAUAGCGCUGGGCUGGGGGAACUGCCAGCUACCCACCCCAGCUGCACACCUCGAGCCCCCCACGCUCCCAGCCCCACUGGGCUGCCCCACUGCUCCCACUCCUCCCCAGCCCCUUCAUGGUGUUGAGCACAGAGAUGCUGAUGCUGGCCCCACCCUGCCCCUGUGCGGGUUUUGGUUUCCCAAUGUAGGAAGGAGCCCAAACCUGUGCCAAAACACCCACGGGGGUGUCCGACUCAUCCUGCUUUUCCAGCGUCUCAGCUGGGAAUAAAACAGCUCGCCUGCCGCCGGCAGGGCAGAAGUGCUGCGUGCUCACACGGUAAGGAUGGAGCUGGGGCUCAGUGCCUCUCAGGGCUGCGAUGUGAUGGGCUGGGAGCCAGGGUACCCGUGGUGUGGGCACUCACUGUGGUUCAUCCAUGGAACUGGAGGAACCAGGGUCUGCUGGAAUUAGGAGUAGCUACCGCACCUUCCAAGCCUGAUGAGCGAUGCAAUUCCAGCACAGAAAGCAACCAGCUUUGGGGAGCAGCAUGGAAGAGAUGAAGGGGGUCUGUGGCUGAGUUUAAGGAUGCAGAAUAGCAGUGCAGGGUCAGGAGGGGACUGCGAGCAAACAGAAGGAUGCAAAAUAUUCUGGGGUGCAGGCAGAGAGAGAAGGAGCCUGCAGUGGGAGCAGGAGAGCCUCAUGGGGAGCAGGGCUAGGACUUCCCAGAGCUCACAAGUGAUGGGUAGAGGUGCUCCUAGGCAGAAUGAGCUUUGUCUUCCUCUGGAAUUUGUGGCAGCCCAUCUGCUGGCUUGGUACCCCAAAGGGCACAGCAGUUGGGAAGGACCUAAGUGGAUUUUUUUUCACUCUAUGCCCAUAUGCAAAGCUCAUUUCCAAGCCCAGAGUAAAGCCUGGCUCCUGUCGUUGAAUCCUGUGGCUCAGAAUCCCUCCUGGAAGAAUGGAGACCGUGGUACUGGCACUGUCCCUGCUGAGCACGGCUCUCCUGUGCCCAGCCACCGCCACGCUGCGCAUCGGUGCCUUCAACAUCCAGGCAUUUGGGGACAGCAAGAUGUCUGAUGAGAGCGUGGCAGGUGUCAUCAUCAGUAUCCUGCGCCGCUAUGAUGUUGUGCUGGUGCAGGAGGUGCGUGACUCUGAUCUCAGCGCUGUCACCGAGCUUCUGGAGCAGCUCAACAGUGUGUCCUCAUCCCUAUACGACUAUGAGAUCAGCGGGCCCCUGGGACGGGACAACUACAAGGAGAUGUACCUCUUCAUCUACAGAACAGACGUCGUGUCGGUGGUGGACACCUAUCAGUACGAGGAUCAACAGGACGUCUUCAGCCGGGAGCCGUUCGUCCUCAGGGUGUCAGCACCCCACAGCAAAGCGGAGGAGUUUGUGAUGGUGCCAUUGCACUCAGCCCCGCACGAUGCUGUUGCUGAGAUCGAUGCACUCUACGAUGUCUACCUGGCUGUGGUCAACAAGUGGGGGACAGAUAACAUCGUGUUCCUGGGGGACUUCAAUGCUGACUGCAGCUACGUGAAGCAGAGCGACUGGGCCUCCAUCCGCCUGCGCAGCAGCGACGUCUUCAAGUGGCUGAUCCCAGACAGCGCCGACACCACCGUGGGGAAGUCAGACUGUGCCUACGACAGGAUUGUGGUGUGCGGAGCCAAGCUGAAGCGGAGUAUCGUGCCAAACUCGGCCACUGUGUACAAUUUCCAGCACGCUUUCCAGCUGGAGCAGGAAGAGGCCCUGGCAGUCAGCGACCAUUACCCCGUCGAGGUGAAGCUGAUGGCUUGA